Letharia columbiana is the source of this 3525-nucleotide messenger RNA. RefSeq lists its product as uncharacterized. NCBI's taxonomy places the organism in Eukaryota, Fungi, Ascomycota, Lecanoromycetes, Lecanorales, Parmeliaceae. The record is from RefSeq and is a predicted model, not a curated record. The transcript is spliced from 3 exons. Bases 1 to 3525 code for a protein of 1174 amino acids.
AUGACACGUAGUAAAGCAGGGCAGAAUCCUCCCACACGAGACUCAGCAGACGUACCCGUCCAUGAAGCCACACCAGUGAUUAGGGAUGGGCCAGAAGGAUAUUCCGAGGACGGGUCAAUCAGACGGUCUGAGAAAGACAAAAUCAAGGAACCGUCUGCAGACUCUGCAAAUACGUCGGGCAAAAGUAAAGCUAAGAGUUACAGGGGACAAGACACUGUGACGGGCAGAUUUGGAUCGGGCAAAAGGACCAGCCCGGACUCGCCCAGAACGAUCAAAGACAAUCUCGCCCUCAGCUCAUCGCGAUUUGGCUCUCCGUUCGCAUAUCCAUCUUACCAGAACCAGCAUGAUUUUUUCAAGGGGCUUCUCCCCGAAAGCACGUGUAUUGUAUUCGACCAAGUCGUUGCCGAAGCGUCAACCCUAAGAGAGCGCCUAUUGGCAGGUGGUGCUCUCACGAAUGAUGGUAGCAACGGCCAAUUUUGCGUCCUCAAGGAACGCGAGUUCCCUAGCAUAAAUUCCGACUCUAGCAAAGAAAGCAAACACGACGACUCGAAGUUGCAAUUCUACUGCUUUGGACCUAGUGGUGAUGACGAAUUGGAGCUUCCUCUGUUUGUUGACCCUUCAGCUGCAGCCAAUCGUCGGACUUACGUUGUUGGGGAUAAUUUUGUCGACUCCAUCGACUCGAGCGAUCCUUCAUCCACGACAAGCGAAAGUUCCAAAGCUGGCAAGAGUCUCGAGGCUCGCCGCGUCAGGAACUCCAAAACCGGCGAGGUUGAAUACUUCGUUGUGAACAAUGGCUUGGAUAUUUUCUCCAUUAACGGCAUAGAUGUGGGCCCUACCACGAGAGCUGGACCUCUUCCAGACUUUGCGGUACUCGAACAUGGACACUUUUCUAUCUUUUGGUGGCGCACGGCUGCUGCCUUGGACUAUAUACCAAGUCACAAACGCAAACGCCAGUCUGAGCACAGCGACGGAGAAUCAUUUAGAAAGGCCUUCAAAGGCGCUACCGACCCUUCGCACAAUUCGCAAGUGUUUCCAGAGUCGAAAAGUUGGCUCGAUGAAUAUCGUCGCCGCGUAGAGUUAUGUGAAGAAAGGCCUAUUAAGUACACAUCUUCAAUAACAGAUCUCCAUCCACCGCACCAGCAAAGAGACGACGAAAUGCGCGACAUCGACGUCAUACUUGCCAUUGGCGCCGUUUGGCUCGGCCUGAUGAAUGCGAAUAUUGAUUUUGCAUAUGCUAAUUCAGAUCUAUUUUCCUUCGCGCGGAGCAUGCGAAUGGUCGGGAUGCAUGCUAUCAAAGGGACUAAUCCUUUCCUCAUGCCCUUGAUCUUCAGCAAGGAGUUAGAAGCCCUGUCCCCUGAAUUAGGCGAAGAUACAGCAGAGCCCCUAGAGCCCGUAUUCAGCGUGUUUCAACGAGGCGAAGAGCAGAAGAACCAAGAGAACGUUGUUGCAGCCAAAAAAGCACAGCAGAAAGAUCCUGGCAACAAGAAUAAGCCCCCGCUCUCACUCGAGGAUCAAAAUAUGGAGAAUAAAAGGUACAAGGGUGACAUCGGCCACUUCGUACUAGCCAUUGCCGAGAAGGUCAAUAGGGAUGGGCCCAAUACCAUCAAGGAUAUUCAGAUGAAGAAAGCUCUCGUGCGAUUGAGAUUUAUGGAUAGCGCCGAAGGACUUUUAGACAAAGGAUUGAUUCGACGUGUCGCAAGAAAUAUUGUCAGAAAUGCAGGGUGGCUUGGCGACAUCUGGCCUUCCUUCGAUCCGAAUGAGGAAGACUGGGUGGACGUACUUGGACAGUCAGUGAACAGGUGCGGGGAGCAUACCGUUUUGAAUGCAUGGGCUUACAUGCUUGAAAUUCCACUGGCUACGACGCGAAAAGGAGCAUUAGCAAAAGCGUCUUAUGAAGACAUAAGACGAAUGAUUGGCCUAGCGCUUCGAGGGCAGCUUGACAGCUUGACUAUCCGAGCCUGGAUGCAGCAUUACAAGUUUGCAAUCGGUGAGCCUUUGUCUCGGCUUCAGCAAACCCAGAAACAGAACCCGGAUUUGCCGAACAAACUUCGGUACAUGCAGACUGUAGCAUUGAAUGAAAAGGCUUUCAAUGAGAUCGUUGAUGAUAUGCACACGCAGGAACAGGCUGCUAAUCGAGAUCAUGCAAGGAUUUGGGGCGCUGUAUCCGUACCACCAGGAUGCGCCACGACCCAGCAAUCAGGGCAUGCUCCUGAGGUCGCGACCGGACUCACAUUGCCACUUCCUGGUCAAGGUUCAGCUGCAGGUUCUUCAGACAUCUGCGGUGGUUCAGAUAGUUCCUCAGGUUCUUCAGACGCUUCCGGUGAUUCAGGUAGUUCCUCGGGUUCUGCGGACACACCUCCACCACCACCGGCUUCUCUUCAAACCCCAGGAACCUGGAAGGAAAGCUUGGUCCGAGGUCUCGCUAGUCACAAAGCCUUGAGAGCGAAGAACCCCCGGACUACCAAAGGCGCGCUGAAAGACGCUACAAUCAUAAGGGACCCCUCAAACAUGGCCGAUUACGAGGUAAUACUUGGCAUAGCGCCCAUUUGGGAAAGUCUCAAGCGUCUCAGGCGUGCAGACUUCGAUUUCACUUAUGCUGGGAUGGACAUUUUCUCGCCUGGGGGUAAACAGGAAGAAGUUGGCGCAGUUGGAGGGUGGAGCAGAUUCAUCAUGCCGUUGUUCUUUUCUUCCACAACAUCUGAAGCGCUUGAGGAUCAAGUCAAGGGCCAAGAGAGAAUCCACCCUGCUGGCCAUCUUCUGCUCUGUGUGGCUGAGUUGGUUGACGCCCGUCCGAUGACAGUUCAAUUACGAAUAUUUGACAGUAGAAGGGGAACGGUAACAGAGGAACAGAUUGCGCUAAGCGCUGAAGAAAUCAUCAAUCAUUCUCGCUGGCUUGGUUCGGCUGGACCUGGGAUUCAGGUCUUAUACAGACCCUGCAUCUGGAACCGAGUCCCUCAACAGGUGGGUAUCAAUACCUGUGGACUGCAUGUCAUCUUCAAUGCUUGGGCAACCAUGCUUGGGAUCCCCAUACAUCCGGAAAUUUUGCGCCGGGGGCGAUCCCGCGAAGAAGAGAACGAUGCCACCGACCAAAAUUUUUUAGCACAAGGUCUCGAAAUCGUCAAUCUUGCCCUCGAGGGCUUCAUGGAUUCGACCACCAUACAAGCCUUCUUCAACGUCUACGGCUACUGCGUCGAGCAACGCUUUCGCGAUCCUGCACGUUCCGUCAUAUCAGUCGAUGCAAUCGGAAUGAACCAGGACAAGUUCGGCCGCACCCUGCGGAAAAGAGUCUGGAGCAGCAAACUUGAGUACGCGGGGGCUAUAAAGGAGACGUUUCCGGAUGCAACUAUGGCGGGAUUGAUGGCGCAAGGGUUGAGUAGGGACCAAGCGUGGACGGCUCUGGCGAUCGCUGGUGGGAACUCGGAUGGGGCUUUCCACUGGCACUAUGCACAGGAUGUUGCUGGAGAGCUGCCGAAGCCUGAGGAAGCGUUGUCGCCGAAGACGCCGGAUUGGGGGCGAGAAUCUUGA